GUCUCGCCGGAUUUCAUCUGUGUGCUGCUGUUCACUUUCCACAGACAUGAGGGGCUGAACAUCUCUCAUCAACCGGCAAUGUGACUCUGGCCCUAAAAAAAAACCUUUCUGUUCUUUUUGAUCUGGCCAUUUAAACAACGACUUUAAAAGCAUAGAACCUUGUAGUCCCCUGAUAAGGAAUAUAUUUAGAGCUGUUGUUAAUUUACUAAAGAUGUCUAUACUGCCUUUCACGCCACCGAUUGUAAAGAGACUUCUGGGCUGGAAGAAGGGCGAGCAGAACGGACAGGAGGAGAAAUGGUGUGAGAAGGCAGUGAAGAGUCUGGUGAAGAAGUUGAAGAAGACAGGACAGCUGGAGGAGUUGGAGAAGGCCAUCACCACCCAGAAUAUCAACACCAAAUGCAUCACUAUACCGAGGUCUCUGGAUGGCCGUCUGCAGGUAUCUCACAGAAAAGGCCUCCCCCAUGUGAUCUACUGCCGGCUGUGGCGUUGGCCUGACCUGCAGUCCCACCAUGAAUUGCGUGCCGUAGACUUGUGCGAGUUUGCUUUCCAUAUGAAGAAGGACGAGGUGUGUGUGAACCCUUACCACUACCAACGUGUAGAAACACCAGUUUUGCCUCCAGUCCUGGUUCCUCGGCAUGCUGACAUCCCCACAGACUUCCCUCCGCUGGAUGAUUACUCCAUCCCUGAGAACACCAUAUUCCCAGCGGGCAUUGAGCCUCCGAGCAACUAUAUACCGGAGACCCCUCCUCCAGGCUACCUAAGUGAGGAUGGCGAAACCAGUGACCACCAAAUGAACCACAGCAUGGACACAGGUUCCCCAAAUCUUUCACCCAACCCUGUCUCUCCUGCAAACAGCAACCUAGUGGUUUUGUUCCAUGAAAAAAAACAAUCAUCUCCUUCAAAAGUGUUUGUUGUGAUGGGAACCCUGGAGAGUCAGAGUGAUUUUUAUCUGCAGCCAGUAACAUAUUGUGAAUCCGCAUUUUGGUGCUCGAUUUCCUACUACGAGCUGAAUCAGCGUGUGGGUGAAACUUUCCACGCCUCGCAACCGUCUCUGACCGUGGACGGCUUUACAGACCCCUCUAACGCAGAGCGCUUUUGCCUGGGCCUGCUGUCCAACGUCAACCGCAAUGCAGCCGUGGAGCUGACGCGCAGACACAUCGGCCGAGGCGUGCGUUUGUAUUACAUCGGUGGUGAGGUGUUUGCUGAGUGUCUGAGUGACAGCGCUAUUUUCGUCCAGAGUCCGAACUGUAACCAGCGGUAUGGCUGGCACCCCGCCACAGUGUGUAAGAUUCCUCCAGGAUGUAAUCUGAAGAUCUUCAAUAAUCAGGAAUUUGCAGCUCUGUUGGCCCAAUCAGUAAAUCAGGGAUUCGAGGCCGUGUACCAGCUUACCCGCAUGUGUACCAUUCGCAUGAGUUUUGUCAAAGGCUGGGGGGCAGAAUACAGGCGGCAGACAGUGACCAGCACCCCCUGCUGGAUAGAGCUGCAUCUCAAUGGCCCCCUGCAAUGGCUGGACAAGGUGCUCACUCAGAUGGGCUCUCCAAACCUCCGCUGCUCCAGCGUGUCAUAGGACGAACCCUCAGCUCAUUUCAUGUAACCAUAAUCAUCUAAUCACAUCCAGGACCCACCCUUUAUUACUGCUUAAUGCCAAGCAAGCAAACAGAGCAAGGACGGGGGAGACCAACACCUGCUGGACUCAGUGUCACUUUAUCAAUUACAGAUCUCAAUGUUUUGCUGUGAGCAAAAAUGGACACGUACAGUUGAAGCACUUUGAACAAUGACACUCAUGGAACAUGGCUGAUAUUUCCUCAAGUGUGAUGAGUUAAAAUGAGGAAUUUUCCUCAUUGUGAAUUUUAAUGUGAUCAUAAAAUUAUGAUUCUGUCCGUUUUUUGUUUUGAUCGAGAAAUGUAUCACACAUUUAAUUUGAUCUUAAGGUAUUAGAAUCAUGGGCUCAAAAUCAUAAAUGUCCUCAUAGGGGGCCUAGUAGACGUUUCUGGCGACUUAGUGCUGCACCAGACAAGCCUUCAGAGAAGAGUCCUUUGUUUCCACCACCUUCAGUGAAGGGGUCUUGUGUGAACUGUUACAGUAUGUUAGCCUGGGCAGUUUGUCUAGUUGUGCUCAAGUAAAUUGCACUGCACUGGACAGGUCAAUACAAUGUGAUUGCGAUUGCUGUCUGUCUCAAAUGCACGGUCGACCAGGUUAUAUUUCUGACAGAAACUGAGUGUGUAAAAGCUGCUUUGCCUUGAUUAUAAAAAGCACUUGUUUUUACAACCUAAUGACGCCGUAAACAAGAAAAUAGCAUUGGAAAUUUGUCAAUGACAUGCUAGUAGCUAAUAGUGCCAUAUUUCUUGAACUUGGUUACCAUUUGAAUUUUGCUCAGCAAAGACAUUUUUGUAAAAAGUAUUUUUGCAUAAUAAACCCAAUGGAGAUUGCGAAAGUAUAUUUUUACUGCUGCCCUAGAGUAUUGUAAUUAAGAUUGUGUAGUAAAGUAUUUAUCACCCACAUCUGCAGGUGGGCAUCACUGUCAUAUUAUACAUAGAUUUUAAGAAAAAUGUACACCUUUAAAGGGAUAGUUCACCCGAAAAUGAACAUUUUGUCAUUAAUUGCUCACCCUCAGGCUGUUUCAAACCUGUAUGAGUUUAUUUCAAAAAAUUGUAUUCCUUUAUUUUUUAUUAUUUAAAAAAAAAAAAUAACUGUCUGGUUACCAACAUUCUUUAAAAUAUCUUCUUUUGUGUUCAGCAAAAGAAAGAAACUCAUAUGGGUUUGGAACAACAUGAGGGUGAGUAAAUGAUACAAUUUUUGGGUGAACUAAUACCUCUAAGGUGUAGUCACAUUAGUGAAAUUGGUGCAAAAUUUCAGGGGUAAAAAUGUUAGCAACAUUUCACUGGUCCAUUGUAUGGUAGGCUUUGGGAAAAAAAAGUGUCUGAUAAAUGCAUAAAUGUAUAAAGCACUGAUCACACGGAAGUCACUUUUGUGCAUGAAUCCAUGUGACCAACGUGAACCUGGUAUUAUCUGAGUAGUGAAAUCUUUAGCAAAUUCCCAAUUGUGCGGAUUCAUAUUAAAAUGACUGGAUUUUGCAGACAAAAAUUUGCCAAACAAUGGUAAAUGUGACCGCACCAUUAUUCACCACAUUUUCACCAACAUUCACUUGCUUUCAUUGAUUCUCUUCUGUGUGCAUGAAAGGGAUGUUUUAGACUCAGGACUGUCAAUCCAUUGAACUGAUUUUUGAGCUCAUGAAGUCAUCUAACAACUGACAGCAUUUCAUAUCUCUACAUAUUACACUAUUUUACAUUAAGUGAUUUCUGAGUGGGUAAAAAUUGCCACUAUUGUAUUUAGAGGGGUUUUUUUUUCACUGAAAAAUGGAGGGCAAGUACUGCUGGCAGCUCUUGGAAAGCUUGUAUUUUUACAUAAAGAUUGAUUUCACAAGAGAAUAGUGUAAAUGGCUAGAUUUUUAUGUGUACACUUUGAUCUUCAGGUUAUUUAAAUCCCUGAAUUUGUUGUACUGAUAUUUAACAACUAACUCAAUGCAUGGUCAGAAAUCAGCAGUCCGUAUGCAUAUUUCUUAUUUAACUGGGUGAUGCCUGGUUUCUCAAGGAAUAAGCACUGAAUCAUUGCUCAUGAAAAUCCUGACAAUCUCUGCUUGAUUUUGAAAAUCAAAUGGAUGUUUCAUGGAACAACUGAUGCUUGUGUUUGAUUCCCCCAAGCUGUGUCUUUUGCUCUGAAUCUUGCCGACUCUUUAUCUGUGACCCAACAGGGCUAACGGAUUGACAAUGGACUGUUGAUAUUAUUUAGAUUUGUCCUUUUUGCUGGAAUAUUGCUUGUAUCCUGUUUGUUUUCUUGCACUCUUGAUUUGGAAGCAAAUACAACAUUCUUUGUCUAAUAGUGUCAGUAAAUUAAUUCAUAUACUUAAACUGGUGCUUAAUUCUUGUUUUCCCUGAAUUUCCCUUUUGCUUUUCUGUAACGUACACUCACUUCACUUUUCUUGUGAAGUCAAGACUUCACUUUCCUUGUUAUAUUGACUUUUAUGUACAUUUUAAUAAUAAAAUGUUUUAAGAGCA
Molecule: messenger RNA, 4055 nt
Organism: Ctenopharyngodon idella (grass carp)
Lineage: Eukaryota; Metazoa; Chordata; Actinopteri; Cypriniformes; Xenocyprididae
Gene: smad3b
Product: SMAD family member 3b
Exons: 10
Coding region: 212-1567 (451 amino acids)
Biological process (GO): BMP signaling pathway; anatomical structure morphogenesis; transforming growth factor beta receptor signaling pathway
Cellular component (GO): heteromeric SMAD protein complex
Molecular function (GO): DNA-binding transcription factor activity, RNA polymerase II-specific; RNA polymerase II cis-regulatory region sequence-specific DNA binding; I-SMAD binding
Source: RefSeq, a predicted model, not a curated record